Exophiala dermatitidis NIH/UT8656 is the source of this 789-nucleotide messenger RNA. Its product is annotated as 20S proteasome subunit beta 7. The record is from RefSeq and is a predicted model, not a curated record. The transcript has 3 exons. Gene Ontology annotation, cellular component: proteasome core complex. Lineage: Eukaryota; Fungi; Ascomycota; Eurotiomycetes; Chaetothyriales; Herpotrichiellaceae. Bases 1 to 789 code for a protein of 262 amino acids.
AUGAACCACUUCCCCCAGGCUUGGGGUCGACCCAGAGACGACGUUUACGGUCCUUAUGACCGUUCAUACCUGCAAACAUCUGCGCCCAUAACCCAUACUCAGUCUCCCGCCGUCACAGGUACAUCAGUACUAGGAGUCAAGUUCAAAGAUGGCGUUGUUCUCGCCGCAGACAACCUAGCUUCGUACGGUUCCCUGGCUCGUUUCACCGAUAUCAAGCGCCUACGCACCUUUCCUCCAAACACGGUCAUCGGUUUCGGUGGCGAUGUGUCAGAUAUGCAAUAUCUCGACCGGUUACUUCAGUCCCUCGACAUUCGAGAGAACUACCUGUCCUCUUACGGACACACCCUUAAUGCCAAAAACCUGCACACGUAUCUGUCGAAGGUGCUUUACAAGAGAAGAAGCGAGUUCAACCCGUUAUGGAACAUGAUAUUGGUGGCUGGACUGGACGACGACGAAAAGCCGUUCCUCGCCGCAGCCGACCUUCUCGGAACCACAUUCUCCAGCCCGACAUUGGCCACAGGGUUUGGUGCACACCUGGCACAACCCCUGUUGCGCAAACUGAUGCCGCAUGACGAAGACAGUGUAAAGGACAUUACUGAGGAAAUGGCUGUCAAUGCCAUCAAGGAAUGCAUGAAAGUGCUCUUCUACCGAGACGCCCGGAGUUUGGACAAGUACAGCAUUGCUGUGGUGAGGAAGGACGGAGUGCAGCUCAAAGAAGACGAGAGACUGGAGAAUCAGAGUUGGGCGUUUGCGGACCAAAUUCGAGGGUACGGGACACAAGUCAAUUAG